Molecule: messenger RNA, 1017 nt
Organism: Cercopithifilaria johnstoni
Lineage: Eukaryota; Metazoa; Nematoda; Chromadorea; Rhabditida; Onchocercidae
Source: the annotation of a GenBank genome assembly
AUGAUAUUUCGUUUUCUAUAUAUUUUAGGUUCUGUCGAAGUCGAACAAAAAAAAGAAAUGGUGGUACAUGCGGCACAUUCUGAUUUGUGUAAGACAGAUGUUGAAACGUUGAAAGAUGAAUUGCGCCGUCGGAAUAUGCCGUCUGCACACAUAUUGAAUACCACUUAUCAGCAGGUUCCCGAUGUUAACCGAUCAUUGACCUCACCAUGUUCACCUCCCGAUCAGCGUUCACCUCAGUCAACGCUUGAUAAUAAGCUACUCCCAACUCCACCUGCCUAUACACCCUCUCCGUUAAGCACUGUGGCAGCAGCAGCUGCAGCCGGAAAUUUUCCGGCAGCGAUUGCUGCUUUAGCUGCUACACAAACUGCAAAUCCAUUUCUUCUUGCUGCUGCAUUAGGAUUACAACAGCCACAAAAUGCAUCUUCGACACUUCCAUGGAUCAGUAAUGCACAGUCAUUCACAGCGAUGUUGCCUUAUUUUCAGCAUUUGCAGGCACAAGUGCAACAGCAAGCACAAGCACAGGUUGCAUUAGCGCAGCAGAUAGCAGCACAACAAGCUGCAAAUCUGCACCAACAAUUCAAAACGGUCGCAGCAGCUGCAGCUGCUGCUCAUACUUCACUAUUAUCCCAACAACAGCAGCAACAUCAGCAACAAACUCAGCUGCAUUCACAGUGGUUGUCUCCUCCACCGUCUGUUCCUCCUCAAAUUUCUGCCACAAAACAAACAACGACCUGUCCGUCACCAUUACUUCCAUCAGGUGCUGAAUUAACGUCUUCACUAUUAGAGUUUACCGAAUUGAGUCCACGACUUCAUCCUGAACCACAGCCACCCUCACCUCCAGCAUCAUCCAGUUCAUCGUUGUACAAUGAUGAAAAACAGCAACAGCUGCAGCAGCAACAGUUUCUGUUCGAUGAAGAUCUUAUGAUCGAUUCAUUGAUGGAGGAGCGAAAAGAUUUAUCUGAGAAAGAAAGCAUCGCUGUCGCUGUUUUAGCCGGUAUGGCUGCAUGUCAACGAUAG